AUCCCCAAAAAGCCAAUUUCUCCAUAUCCCAUAAGGGAGUCUGCACAGAUCAUAUCUGGCUUUGGCAGAGGCUCGUCUGAUUUAGGGAUUCCUACUGCGAAUAUCCCCAUUUCCCAGACUUCAAAGGCUUUCCAAGCUCUUCAGCCUGGGGUUUAUUUUGGGUAUUGCAGCAUACACAAGAACUUGAACAAAAGGCUCGGUCCCCAGAUCUUAGCUACAAAUAACCAUAUCAACGAAAAUAACAAUAUAAGGAGAAACAUCGAAUUCAAGUACGGUUUUGGUUUAGAUGAGAAAAACGAUUUGAGUGUUUCACUUCCUCAAGUUAUGUCAGUUGGCUACAAUCCAUUCUAUGGAAAUCAAGAAAAGAGUUGUGAAAUCCAUAUAAUUCAUAAUUUUAAAACAGAUUUUUAUGGAGCAAUCAUCCAAUUUAAUAUAUUAGGUUAUAUUAGACCCGAAUUGGAUUUUGUCAAUGUUCAAGCUUUAAUUGAUGAUAUAAAUUUAGAUAUUAAGUCUGCUCUAGAAGUUUUGAAAAAGGAAGAAUAUAAAAAAUAC
Messenger RNA from Ascoidea rubescens DSM 1968, 552 nucleotides. RefSeq names its product riboflavin kinase (gene FMN1). Gene Ontology annotation, biological process: FMN biosynthetic process; riboflavin biosynthetic process. Gene Ontology annotation, cellular component: mitochondrion. The annotation marks the transcript as partial. NCBI's taxonomy places the organism in Eukaryota, Fungi, Ascomycota, Saccharomycetes, Ascoideales, Ascoideaceae. The transcript has a single exon. The record is from RefSeq and is a predicted model, not a curated record. Gene Ontology annotation, molecular function: riboflavin kinase activity.